Messenger RNA from Cladocopium goreaui, 579 nucleotides. NCBI's taxonomy places the organism in Eukaryota, Dinophyceae, Suessiales, Symbiodiniaceae. The record is from the annotation of a GenBank genome assembly.
UGGAAUGUUGCAGCCCGCUUAAGCGGUGCCAUCUACAAGCAGGACAUUCUCCCGCAUCCAGCGGUUUGUUGCGAUGCUGCGCACUUUGAUUGCAGCUUUUCUGAUAUCCUCCAUUAACUUGGGAAGAGCAUCUUCGCUUCAGGGCAUGGACUUUUUGGACAUCGAUGACCUGGACUUUGCUGAUGGCACAGUCUUGGGCUUGCAGCGCGGGUACACUAUCCACAAGAAGGUUCCAAAGAGUGACAGACAGGAUAGCUCGGUACCUCGCAAAAAGGAAAAAGUCAGCACCCGGAAAGACGAUGGCCCUUCUGAAGCUCGAAGUGAUCCGAAACUCGUGCGAGCUCCGUCAGACGACAUCGAGAAACGAGCCAGCAGUAUUGUCCGUUCUGAGCCGGGCUAGUGCUGUUCACCCAGGGUUCCAGGGUUCCAGGUUUCCAGCCCAUUGACACCACUAGGGUCGCUAUUGCGACGAGUUUCCUGUAUAUUAGUCGCACCCCAGAAGUGCAUGUGGAAUCACAUGAAGUUUCACUCAGACUUUGGCCACGUCCGACCAAAAGAUUGACGCGCCUAGAACCCGAC